AUGCGUAUGACUAUUGCAGCUUUGACUAGUCAAACAUUAUUUAUUCCGCGAGAAAUUAUGUAUUUUAGCAGAAAUAUUUCACGAUUUUAUCACAGUCGUCAAAAAUUGUGCUGCAUGAAUAAUUUUCAGUUAGGAAAACAUUCAUUAUUUCCGCUUGUCGUUAAUACAUGGACUAUACCGAAGACAUAUUAUAGCAACGAAAGCAAAAUAGCUUUCCCCGAAUGCUUAACAAAAGAAACAGCGAAAGAAGUAGCAUCCAAACUUACCUCAGACGAACGAAAUCUUUUUCUAAGGGCUCUUGAAGAAUGUAAAUCAGAAGAAGAUAGAGCUGGAUAUCAGCGUCAAUUAGCUGCAUUUCGAUGGUGCAAUAAACUUGGAAGACCUAGUAAAAUACCAUCAUUGGGAGAUGUGGAUCCUACAGGCACUUAUUGCCCUUUACCUGAAGAUUGGCUUAUGCGCAAGUAUGAGCCACACUUAGCUGAAACUGUUCCAGAACCAUCCACAAAAGAUCUAGUAUUAGUUGCGAUUUCAAACGCAAUUCCGUUCAUUGGCUUCGGUUUUUUAGACAACUUCAUCAUGAUUGUUGCUGGAGAUCAAAUCGAAAUAAUAUUGAAUAAAAAGUUCCCAAUAUCAACUAUGGCAGCUGCAGCAUUAGGGAAUACAAUAUCUGAUAUAAUAGGAAUUGGAUCAGUACAUUAUGUAGAACGUUUUGCACAAAGUGUUGGUUUUAAAGCCCCAAAACUUACUCCUAUGCAAUUAAAUUUACGUAGGACAAAAGCAGCUGCAAAUAUGGGACGUGUUAUUGGAGUUACAAUUGGCUGUUUUAUCGGAAUGACACCUAUUCCUAUUUUCUCCUACUUUCAUAAUGGUGGUUGA
Molecule: messenger RNA, 876 nt
Organism: Eufriesea mexicana
Lineage: Eukaryota; Metazoa; Arthropoda; Insecta; Hymenoptera; Apidae
Exons: 7
Coding region: 1-876 (291 amino acids)
Cellular component (GO): mitochondrion
Source: RefSeq, a predicted model, not a curated record